Anopheles nili is the source of this 3588-nucleotide messenger RNA. It is a transcript of the gene Fit1, whose product is annotated as unc-112-related protein. The transcript has 6 exons. The record is from RefSeq and is a predicted model, not a curated record. NCBI's taxonomy places the organism in Eukaryota, Metazoa, Arthropoda, Insecta, Diptera, Culicidae. Gene Ontology annotation, molecular function: integrin binding. Gene Ontology annotation, cellular component: cell-substrate junction. The coding region runs from base 208 to 2340 and encodes 710 amino acids. Gene Ontology annotation, biological process: cell-matrix adhesion; integrin-mediated signaling pathway.
GGUCGCGUCCUGUUUGAGGGCUGGGGCAAAGUCGGAGAAAUUCCCAACCGUCGGUCCACGCACGCACGCACGUCCGUCGGGGAAAGUGGUAUCGUCAGUCGUCAAGGAGUGGCGACGAAGAACGGUGCAAGUGCAUAUCUGCCAAGUGUGUGUGUGUGUGUGUGUCUGGCUGGCUGUGUGAGGUAGCCGGCAGCAAAACGCAGCAACAUGAUACACGUAGGUGACAAUACCUGGAACCUGAAGGUCUGCAUUACCGACCUUCAGGUGCAGAAAACGCUGCGUGUUCGAGGUGAUCUGCACAUCGGCGGUGUAAUGCUGCGUUUGGUCGAUCCAGAAAACCCGAAGGAUUGGUCAGACCACGCACUCUGGUGGCCCAGUCGGAACCAAUGGUUGACGCGAACCAAAUCAACCCUCGACCAGGUGGGCCUACACGCGGACGCCCUCUUGCACUUCACGCCAAUGCACAAGACGUUGCGAGUUCAGAUGCCCGAUUUACGGUACCUCGAUUGUCGCGUCGAUUUUUCGAUCAAAACGUUCGGUGCGGUGGUGUCACUCUGCAAGGAUCUAGGCAUUAGACACCCGGAGGAGCUGUCGCUAUGCAAGCCCCUGGAGCCGAUGCAUCUGAAGAAAAACUAUGCCGACCUGGCGAAGAAGAAGAUCCCGAUCGAGCAGAACGGAAACGGACGGGACUACAUCCAUCUGGCCCCGGAUACGAACACCUUCAUUCCGGUGGCGGCGCAUAAUCUGAAUGGCAGCAGCGGUAGCUUGGACGGACCCGUACACAAUGGGCCUUUCUCAUGUGCUCCGGUGGCUAAUUCGCACUUCUCCACACCGAAACCGGCCCUGCAAAGCACACCGAUCAGUUCUCCGACCGGGACCUUGCGGCAUGGCCACGUAAGUUCUGGUUUCAGUGAAUCGUCGUCCAGUAUCGGUGACACGACGGACAACCUGGCGUACAGCCCAUGUGCUCCAAGUCCGGAGGCACGGUCGCGCUUGUUGAAGCCGAAAUCACUGACCGAGCGGGCCCGCAUGAACAUCGGCUGGCUCGACUCAUCCUUGUCCAUCAUGGAGCAGGGCAUUCGGGAGUUUGAGACGCUCUGUCUGCGCUUUAAGUACUACACGUUCUUCGAUUUAAACCCGAAGUACGACCAGGUGCGCAUCAACCAGCUGUACGAGCAGGCCAAGUGGCAGUUGCUGAACGAGGAGAUCGACUGCACCGAGGAGGAGAUGUUGAUGUUUGGCGCGCUGCAGCUGCAGGUGAACAUGCAGAACGAGGUUCCUCAGGCGGACUCCGGCAUCGACACGUCUAGUCUAGAUAAUGCCGCUGACGACGACGUAGAUGCGGCCUUGCGCGAGCUGCAGAUAACGCUGGAGGGACCGAGCAACGGAGUGAACGCUGGAGACAUAACGCAUAUCCCGGAACUGACCGACUACUUGCGCUUUUUGAAACCAAAAAAGUUCACCUUGAAGGGCUACAAACGUUACUGGUUUACGUAUAAGGACCUGCAGUUGCAUCUUUAUAAAUCACGGGAAGACGCCCGCGCGAACAGCCCUGCUCAGGUGACGAUCAAUCUGCGGGGAUGCGAAGUAACGCCCGAAGUGAACCUGGCCCAGAAGAAAUUCAACAUCAAGCUGGAAGUGCCGCUGGAACAGAGCAUCAACAGCGAAAUGUGGAUCCGGUGCGACAACGAAGAGCAGUAUGCCAAGUGGAUGGCCGCUUGUCGAUUGGCUUCCAAGGGGCGCUCUCUAGCGGAUAGCUCUUACGACAGCGAGGUGGCUAGCAUCCGAUCGUUCCUGAGCAUGCAGAAGCCAGCCCAGGCGCCCGCGAUAAACAUCAACCCGGGAGAGAUGGACCCGAAUGAGUACUUGGCCCCGCGGUACGCAAAGAAGCUGAAGAACAAGGCCAUGACCCGUAUGCUGGAGGCGUACGCCAAUGUAAAGGACCUUCCCUUGAUUGAAGCGAAACUGAGCUAUAUCCGGGCAUGGCAGAGUCUGCCAGAGUUUGGCGUGACACUGUUCGUGAUCAAAUUUGACGGCCACAAGAAGGAGGAACUGCUGGGUGUUGCUAGCAAUCGUGUAAUGAAGAUGGAUAUUACCACUGGAGAUCACCUGAAGACGUGGCGCUAUAAUACGAUGAAGGCCUGGAACGUGAACUGGGAGAUUCGGUGCAUGAUGGUCCAGUUCCAAAACGAAACUAUCGUGUUCUCCUGCCUGUCUGCGGAUUGCAAAGUGAUACACGAAUUUAUCGGUGGCUACAUCUUCAUGUCCAUGCGCUCCAAGGAAACCAACCAGACGCUCAACGAGGAGCUGUUCCACAAGCUAACUGGCGGCUGGAAUUGAGCUGCUAUGGGUGUUCAUGCUUUCCAAACCACAGUAUCAUCAGCAGCACGAUGGCUGAUGUUAUCGGGGGCUUUGCGAUUAAUCCGCCCGAUGUUUUAACAUGUUGCGUGUAAAAUUUCGAUUUCUUUUUUAAUUUUUUUGUUGUAUUGUAUAUAACAUUAGCGAUAAAAAUAGUCUAUUUUAAUUGCCCCAUCCUUUCCUUAGGAAGUUCAAUUGUCUGUGCUACGUGUUUUCUUUUUUACACCCUCAUAAACGUAUCCCUACCCUUGUCGUCGUGUAACUGUAUUUUACAGAGGAACUUUUUUCCAUGCUCUUUUGUAGUUUUAUUUUACAUGUUUUUUCACAUAAUUCUGUGAACCAGCAGAAGCAAAACCAAUUCAAUCAAUCAAUCAAUCAAUUGAGCGCGAGCACAGAUUACCGUCAGAUAUGGUGCACUUUUUUGUGUAUCCACAAGUCUAGCAAAUAAAUCGGGAAUAUUGGUAAUCACAGAAAGGAAUGCAAAUAAAUCAGAUGCCUUACCUAUUGUUAGACGUAGGAAGCGAAAAGUAUGGAAAUCAUUUCGGGUAGGCGUAUAGCUUGUCAAGUAUGACCGGAAACAGUAUAAGAAACUAAAACGUGUCACGAUGUGGAAGCUGGUUUUAUCUUAUGACAAUCGAAAGAUAGCUAAUAGAAGGAAGCCGUGUAACGAUGAUAAUCAAAGUGUCCAAAAUGGUGCCUAUUCGGAAAGAAGUUAAAAACUGUAGAUUGAGUGCACGUGUUAUCACGCAACUGUUAGACAAACAAUCGUUCGACGGUUCGUUUGCUGAUUUCGUAAUUGUUUCUUCUAUUACUUAGCUGUUUCUAAUUUUAACUGAUACUGGUUAACAAAUCGAUCUUCCCACGCGGAAAGGAAGUAAUACUUAAUUGAAAGUUAGACAUGUCCUUAUCCAUGCUACUUAACUUUCCCACGGGUGUGACAUUGAAGAACAGCUUAAACUUGUGUCGCGAGAAAGGGUUUCAAAUUUCACUAGCACAAACUAAUACGCUGCUGUCUGGAGGAAAUAAAUCUUACAGAUGGGAAGCGGACAAUCAGAAAAUGUCCUGCAAAUGUAUUCGUUUUUUGUCGACAAACAUGUUAGGACUAAUUUUAGUGUUGUACUGAUAUAAUAAAACGAAUUAACAAGUAAUAAUUCAACCGUGUUUUAAAUAUUAUAUGUACCAAUACACGACGUAGUCUCUCCAAAAGAUCUUCCGGGAUUAGCAAGAUGA